AUGAACGAAGAUGACACAGAAAACUGUGCUAACACGAUCCCAUUAAAGUUUGAAAAUUUCGAUCUUUUUCGAGCUCCAUUUCAUUGGAUAUUUAUUGGGAAAAAUAUUAUAGACGAUAUACAAUGCAAAUACCAUAAUAAAAUUCAUUUGUUACCGGAUAAUGAUAUAAUUCUUGUAGAACCAAGUAACAGUACUUGGAGACUAAAACAAUCAUAUAAAGUUCAUAAAAGUGUUAGUGAUGUUAUUAUUGAAGAUUACGGUACAUGGGAUAAAAAGCAUGGUUUUAUCGAUAACAGAGCAACGAAUAUUGCAUCGAGACGACGAAGAAAUUUAAGAGGAGUUUCAUUACAAACAACUACUAUAGUUUUACAUAAAUUUUCUUUAAGUCAUUUAACAGACCAUAAAGAUACUCACAUAGAUACAGUACCUAGACUGAACAGUUUACUAGUCGAUUUGCUCUUAUAUAGUUUAAAUUCUAAGCGAGAAACAUAUUUGGUGUUCAAUUUAUCUAAUAAUAAUUGGGGCUACCGUUUACCAAAUAGUUCUCAAUUUACUGGUAUGAUUGGACAACUUCAACGAAAAGAAAUCGACAUAUCAGGAUGUGCAAUUUUUAUAACCAAAGAACGAUUAUCCGCCAUUAAAUUUCUUCAUGCUACAACACCAGCUCGAGCGUUAUUUGUAUUUCGACAGCCCCCGCUUUCAUAUAUAUCAAAUGUUUACACCUUACCAUUUUCGGGAACAGUUUGGAUUGCACAAAUUUUAUUGACAGCUUUAAUGGGAGUAAUUUUAUAUUUGAAUUUAGCGUGGGAAAAAAUUACUCGUGGCAAAAAUGAUCCAGAUUAUCAGACGAUUGAGACGAGUGAAACUAUAUUAAUCGUUAUUGGUGCAAUUUGCCAACAAGGUUCUCCAAUAGAUCCAAAAGGUGGACCCGGAAGAACUGUAAUGUUUAUUUUAUUCAUGGCAUUAAUGUUUCUUUUUACAUCAUUCUCAGCGAAUAUUGUUGCGCUGUUGCAAUCAUCUAGCAACAGUAUUCAAACAUUGGAAGAUUUAUUGAAUUCAAAAUUAGAAUUUGGAGUACAAAAUGAAACUUACAACCGUCAUUAUUUUAGGGUCGCAUCUGAUCCAAUACGAAAAGGAAUCUAUGAAAAGAAAGUGGCUCCGCCGGGAAAAAAAGAAAAUUUUAUGACCAUUGACGAAGGUAUGAGACGUUUACGUACUGAACCAUUUGCUUUUCAUAUUGAAGUUGGUGCUUUGUACUCAAUGAUCGCAAAACAAUUUACGGAAAAUGAAAAAUGUGGUCUAAUGGAAAUUGAAUAUUUACAAGUAGUAGAUCCGUUUCUUGUCACUCAAAGAAAUUCACCAUAUUUAGAAUUGUUUAAAAAUGGAAUGUUGCACAUACAUGAACGUGGACUACUCAGGCGAGAAUUUAAUAUAUUUAUCCCGGAAAAACCAAAAUGUUUGGGAACUGGUAACACCUUUUCUAGUAUUGGAUUAAAUGAAAUUGUGGCUGCUUUUUAUAUCAUUCUUAUUGGAAUGAGUUUGGCUUUAAUAAUUGCUGGAAUUGAAUAUUUUUCAGUAAGAACGAAUAAUAAUCGUACUUUUGUUGUGGACACAAGUUUAAACAGUCGACGAAUUAUGUAGAAGCAUACCAGACAUUGUAACGUUGGUUUUAAUAGUAUAAAGCGCGAUGCCUUUUUAGAUCUAUCUAAAGCUUGAUUCCGCCCCGUCACAAUAGUCGCCGAGUACAUUCAAUCUAUUUAAUAGUAGCUAAGUCGAGCCUAAAGCCUUUUUUUCUGGUUCUGUAAUAUUAACGAGAAAUUGAGUACCCGUAUGUGUUCGUUACUAAAAUAUUGUUAUUUACUCGUUAUAUCGUUACGUUACUCGUUACUUUUGAAUCAUAUUACCUAAUAAAAUUUCAAUUGGUAAGAUUUUAUUUCAGUUACAGUUCA
Messenger RNA from Chrysoperla carnea, 1949 nucleotides. Its product is annotated as glutamate receptor U1-like. The transcript has 7 exons. Bases 1 to 1641 code for a protein of 546 amino acids. Gene Ontology annotation, cellular component: membrane. The record is from RefSeq and is a predicted model, not a curated record. Lineage: Eukaryota; Metazoa; Arthropoda; Insecta; Neuroptera; Chrysopidae. Gene Ontology annotation, molecular function: ligand-gated monoatomic ion channel activity.